Messenger RNA from Closterium sp. Yama58-4, 7914 nucleotides. NCBI's taxonomy places the organism in Eukaryota, Viridiplantae, Streptophyta, Zygnematophyceae, Desmidiales, Closteriaceae. The record is from the annotation of a GenBank genome assembly.
AUGUGUCCGCACUGCACGUGCCGGCUGCUCAAGGGCGGCCCCACGUGCCUGUGCCCGCUGGGCAAGCAGUGCAAGCAGGACGCGGUGGGGCGAUGGAAGGACGGCACGCGAUGCAGAGACACCAGACAGAACCAGUGUGAAGUGUCACGAGUGGUCAACGGUACAUACAUUGGCAACUGCAUCAACCCCGCCCAGGGUCCCAACGAGUGCAUCAGUGCAGGACCAGGGUGGGGUCCCAUUUUUGUGGGAAACAGGGCUCACAACAUCACCAAGACUGGUGACCUGUGCCAACGCUGUUCCUGCAUGAAAGGACAGUUUGUCAACUGCAAGCCUGUGCCCGGAUGUGCCAUGUGUGUUCCAAAGAGCCCAACCAACGUCGCACAGCAAUGCAGCCAGUGCUGCAGGAAGGCCACCACACCUGAGGGUGUUGAGUUAUGCGAAACGGCGUCCCUGACUCUUUCGGACACAGUAUCUGCAUCACCUGGAAUAGUGAUCUUCUAUAGCUCCUUGGACCAUCGUAGCAGGCAGCGGAAAGCGAUCAAGACAUCUUCAAUGAAGAUCCUCGCAUCUCUUCCACUGCUGCUGCUCCUCGCUUCAACUUCAGGGUCAUGGGUUGUCCGUGCAACUGGAGCUGCGUCAGGCCUACCUGACGGAUCCACGUGCUACUACGACAAGAACUACACCCCCAUGAAGCCCUUAUGCAAGCGAGACUUCGGGUGUUUGGUGACCAAGGUGGUGAAAAACUCACCGCAUUUCUUGUUUAAGGGAAAAUGUGCUUCCGACGUACCUCUGGAUCAGAUAAAUCAGAAGUACUGCAUGUUCCGCUCCGUCAUGUUCGCACCGGGUACCAGCGGCAUCACGGCUUCGACCAUCUGUCCGCGCUGCACGUGCCAGAAGCUCAAGUCCGGCCCCACUUGCGUGUGUCCGUUGGGAAAGCAGUGCAAGCAGGACGCGGUGGGGCGAUGGAAGGACGGCACGCGAUGCAAGGACACCAGACAGAACCAGUGUGAAGUAUCACGGUUUGUCAACGACACAUUUAUUGGCAACUGCAUCAACAGUGCUCAGGGUCCAAAUGAGUGCGUAAGUGCUGGACCAGGAUGGGGUCCAAUUUUUGUGAAGAACGGAGCUCACAACAUGAUCAAGACUGGCGACCUCUGCCAGCGCUGCUCCUGCAUCCAUGGGAAGUUUGUCAACUGCAAGCCUGUGCCUGGAUGCGUCAUGUGUGCACCCAAGACUUCAAGGAACAUCAAGCAGCAGUGCAGCCAAUGCUGCCAGAAGGCGACCACACCAGCAGCUGUUGAGUUCAGCAUGGCGACCGAGGGCGCAGACCGCAAGGAUCAAGACGAGGGUCAAGUGCACGUUCCCGAGGAGCGAGGGUGGAGUAAAUUUUGGGCGUACGUCGGCCCGGGAUUCCUCGUCGCCAUAGCCUACAUCGACCCGGCCAAUUUUGAGAGUGAUCUCAAGGCAGGAGCAGCUUACCAAUACUCGCUUCUUUGGGUUCUUCUACUGGCAUCGCUAGCGGGCCUCCUUAUACAGUCACUGUCCGCCAACCUUGGUAUAGUCACAGGCAAGCAUCUGGCGCAGCACUGCAGGGCGGAAUAUCCUCGAGGAGUCAACCUUGCGCUCUGGGUGAUUGCAGAGAUUGAGAUCAUCGCCAGCGACAUCCCAGAAGUGAUAGGAACGGCCUUUGCGCUCAACAUGUUGUUUGGCAUUCGCCUAUGGGCGGGGGUCAUUAUAACCGGCUUCAGCACGCUCCUCUUCCUCGGCCUCCAACGAUUCGGGAAUUCUCAAAAAGUACCUUCUUUCUCCCGCACACCCCACCAGGUGCGCAAUCUGGAGGUGUUUAUAGCGCUGCUGGUGAUGGUGAUAGCGUGCUGCUUCUUCAUUGAGAUGGGCCGCGCGCCAGUGGACGGCAUGGCCGUGCUGGAGGGCAUGUUUGUCCCGCGCAUACAGGACCUGGGGGCACUUGCAAUUGCCAUCUCGCUCAUCGGGGCUCUUGUCAUGCCGCACAACCUCUUCCUGCACUCGGCUCUCGUGCUCAGUCGCAAGCACCAGCGCACCGCUGCCGGCAUCAAGGACGGGUGCCUCUACUCCCUACUGGAGGUGGCAGCGGCGCUCAUCAUCAGCUUCGCCAUCAACGUCGCCGUCAUCUGCGUGGGCGGCGCGGUCUGCUCCGCGCCCAACCUCUCCGCGGACGUGCAGGCGAGCUGUGCUGACAUCAGCCUGAGCAACGCCUACUUCCUGCUGCACGACGUGCUCGGCGCCUGGGCCUCCACGCUCUUCGGCGUCGCCUUGUUAGCCUCGGGGCAGAGCUCCACCAUCACGGGGACGUACGCGGGGCAGUACGUGAUGUCGGGGUUCCUGGAGCUGCACCUCGCCUCGUGGCUGCGGAAUUUGCUCACGCGGCUGGUUGCGAUUGUGCCGUCACUGGUUGUGGCCAUUGUGGCUGGCGCUACCGGCGCUGGCAACCUCAUCAUUGCGUCCUCGAUCAUCCUGUCAUUCGGCCUGCCCUAUGCGCUCAUCCCUCUGCUCAAGUUCACCAGCAGUCCUGUCAAAAUGGGGCCCUUCACCAACCACCCCACGGUCACUGUAGCUGCUUACAUCAUCGGCACUGUAGUUAUCUUUGUUAAUUGCGUGCUCGUGGUGCAAGCCUGUGUGGAGUACCUGGUAUCAGACAGCAUUCCCAAGGGCGCCCAAAUCCCCCUCGGGAUUGCCAUAGCGGUCGUGCUUCUCAUAUACGUCGUCUCCCUCGCACUGCUGGCACGGCGGCCUGUAACGGAAGUUACAUACAUUUCGGCCAAUGAGGGAUCGAGCGCUGAGCUUGAUGCUUACAUGGGCUCUCCCCCUCAUGACUUCAGGCAGAGUGGGGGGGAUGGUGAUGAGGAUGAGAAGGGAGAGCGCCACGUGGCCGCGGCUGUCGCCGCGCGAAGGGGCUUAGUCCAUCGCGCGAUCCGAGUCAACGACGUCAUUGACGGCGCUUGUCGCGGCCAGUCGUACGAUGCGUUCAUCAGAUCCGUUCCAUCCCGGAGCAGCGAUCCUGAUCACACGCUCCUCACAUCGCUCCCGAUCCUUCCCUCCGCGGUCCGUUCGCACGAUCCUGGGUGUGACCAUACCGAAAGCACUCGUUUCGGGAACCAAUUCUUUAGCCGACUCUACUCCCUCGCUGCAAGCACAUCCGCCGGCGUUAGCGAGGGGCGCGAGGGGAGUGACAAUAGCGGGGGUAGGAUGAAGCGGGAGCACGACGCGCACGAGGCGGUGGUGUACGCGCGGAACAUCAACGAGUACAACGCCGCGGCGCUCGAGCUCUCGCGGUCGCGAAAGCCGUACCUGCUGCGCACGCUGUACGGCGACAUGCUGAUGGACGGCAUACAACCCAACUUCGUGACGUUCCACGCGGCCAUCACGGCGUGCAUGCGCGCCAACCGCCUGCACGACCUCGCCUUCUUCUUCCACCAGAUGCGCGCGCGCGGCAUCACGCCCGAUCGCUACAUGUUCAACUGCGUCAUGACGGCGUACAGCCGCACGGGCCACGCGGAGAAGGUGUUUCGAGUGGACUGGGACAUGCGCACUGCAGGGCGCCCGCCCAACAUCCGCACCUUCCACGCGCUGCUCACCGCCUGCACCACCGCCGGCCGCUUCGAUAAAGCCGCAGAGGUGCAGGAGCGUAUGAGGAAGGAGGGAGUGCCAAUGAACAAGUUCUGCUACGCGGCACUCAUUGCAAUGCACCAGAGGAUUCGCCCCUCCUCGCCCCGCAUCACCGCCAAGAUAUUUUCUCUGCUGGAAGAAUCCAUGGCAGCACCCACCUACAGCCCUGAAUCCCAUUCCACUCCCACCAAAACCACCACCACUGCCACCGCCACCACCACUGCCAGCCCUGAAACCACUGCCAGCACCCGCAGCACCACUGACCCCACCACUGGUCACCCGGAUGAAUCAACCCCUGGAACCGCUGCUGAUUCCACUACUGAUGGCGCCGCUGUCUCAGGUUCCAGCAGCAGCGCCGGUGCAGCGUCGGCGUCAGAUGCACAGGCAGAGAGGGAGGAGAUGAGUGAGAUGAGUGAGAUGGCAGAGCAGAUGGUAUUGGCUGAGCAGGAGGGCGGGGAUGCGAUGGGCAUGGAUGACACGGAUGAAUACGGCGGGCGGGAAGAGGGGGCGGGAGGAGGGGCGGGAGGAGGAGGAGGAGGAGGCGGGCUGAUCUAUGCAAAUGCGGAUCUCGUGGUGCAUCGUGCUGCGCUUAGGGCGUUUCUGGAUGCACAUCAGCUGCAGGCAGCAUUCCGUCUGGUGCGGAUGAUAGAGGAGAGCGGCACUGUCCCGGAUGCUGCACUGCAGACUCUCCUCUUCAGGGUGCAGCUACAGGCGGGCAACGAGGCAGAGGCGCUGAAUCUCGCGGACCUCUAUUACGGCCCCAACGCGCGCCCCUACAUCGAUCAGUUCGUGCAAGCCAUCUCGUACAGUCUGAGGGAGCUGCGCCCCAUUGGGAUGAACGUCGCCCUGCGACUGCUGGAUCUGUUUUUCAACCACGGCUUCUACUUCACGCGCAAGCAGGGCAGCCAGCUGCUGCAGGAGGCGCUCACCAGCGAUAGGCGCAGCAUGUUGGCAGCAGAGAGGCUGUUUGACCACGUGGUGAAGAAGCACCAAGCUCCCGAGUUUGAUGCUGUGCUGGACUUCAUGCGCGCCCUACGGCGCCGGCAAACGCCGAAGACCGAUCGGCGGUGGUUGUUGGUCCAAGAUCUGAUCAAGCGGCGGCGAAACAUCAGAGGGAUGUGGAUGAAGGGCCUUGAGGGCAUGGCCGGUCGCGGAAUCGCACUCACUAAGCCGGCAUGGAUGAAGGAGCAGGAGGAGAAGGCUAAAGCAGAAGCGGCCCGAGCAGCAGCCAUCGCCGCCUCCAAGGCCGGCGCAGCAGGCGGAGGCGACGACACCGACAGCAGCGACGAAGAGGAGGAGGACGAAGCGACUCGACUUGCGAAGAAACCCAUCGGGCCCGUCUGCCCCGCCAAGUGCUCCGCCGCGGGAUCCGGCGUCGGGGGCGGAUCGGCGGGCGCGCCGGUGUCGUUCGUUAUAGUCCUUAAAGACGAGGACGGGCGGCGGAUCUUAGCGGGCGGCGCGAAGGUGACGGUGAAGGUGACGCCUAAGGCGGGCGUGCCUGGCCAGGAGCAGAUCGCAGCGAUUAAGGACCACGGCGACGGGUCGUACACGGCGACUUACACCGUACAGCACCGAGGAGAUUACACGGUCAACGCGGAAGUCAACGGCAGUCCCAUCAUGGGCAGCCCGUUCCCGGUUUUCUUCAGCGCCGCUACAGCCGGUCAACCGGCGUCAACGCCUCUUCCGGUGGCGGUCAACGCGGCGCCGCCGCUGAUGCCGACGCCGGCGCUUCCGACUCCGCAACUUCCGACGCCGCCGAUGCCGACUCCGGGCAUGCCGAAUCCGCUGAUGGCGGCGGCGCUGCAGUUCCGCGGGCUGCUUCCGACCAUGGGCGGAAUGCCCUUCACCAGCCCGUACCCCGGCAUGGCGGGCGGCGUGCUUCCCGGAACGGGUAAGAUUGAGAUGGAGGAUUUUCGCUUCGCUGCAGGAGGUUUGACGAACAUGCCACUUGCGCCAUCCGCGGCGGCGAUGGCGGCGGCGCAGAGCAUCAUGGCGGUGCAGGCGAUGCAGGCGCAGGCGCAGGCGCAAGCACAGGCGCAGGCUCAGGCGCAAGCGCAAGCUCAAGCGCACGCGCAAGUGCAGGCGCAGGCGCAGGCCCAGGCACAGGCGCAAGCGGCGGCGGCGGCUGCGGCGAUUCAACAGCAGAAGCUGCUGCAGCAGAAGAGCGAAUACGUUGAGGACUACUAUUCGGCGAUGGACGACGACGAACUGGAGCGAACGAUGCACGUCACCAACGUAAGCUCCAUUCUCACGCCCGAGCAGCUUCGCCAGCUCUUCGCCUUCUGCGGCACGGUUACCCGCUGCGAGUUCCUCAACGACAAGAAAACCGUCGCACACGUGCGCUUCGCGAAAGCCGACGAGGCGAAAGCGGCGCUCGCGCUGAACAACAUGGCGGUCGGCGACAAGCAACUCAAAGUCGAGCUCGCGAAAACCGCGAAAGCCACUCGACAGGCCGUCCUCUCCGCUCUCGCUCCGCCCGCCCCCGCCCCCGCGCCCACCCCCGCGCCCGCCGCCCCCGCUCCCGCCGCGCCUGCGACGGCCGCUGCGACGUCGCAGAUGGCGAUGCAGCAGGCCGUCGCAAUGCCGUUCAUGCAGUUCCAACAGGCGCUCGCGAUGCAGCAGGCGCUGGCGCAGCAGGUGCGCAGCUCGGAAGCCAAGACCAAGGCGGAGCUUGCCGCCAAGCGCGCCAAAGAGAUCAGCCGCGCGAUUGCGGCGGGCGGCGCGGGGAAGGACGACGGGAAGGACAAGGACGGGAAGGACGGGGACGGGAAGGGGAAGGACGGGAGCGGGUCCGACAGGAAGAAAGGUCGCGCGCGGGACGAGCGGGAUUCGGAAGAGGAGAGUGAGGAGAGAGAGGAGGCCAGGCGGAAGGAAUCUGCGAGGAAGGCGCGGGGUAGGGGCGCGAGGGAUGAGAGUGAGGAUGAGGAGGAGGAAGAUGAGGAGGAGGAGAGGGGGAAGGGGAGGGGUGGGCGGAAGGAGGCGGAGCGGCGGGAGAAGGAGCUGCGAGAGAAGCUGCUUCGGGACAAGCUGGAGAGGCAGAGGCGCGAGGCGGAGAGGCGGAGAGGCGCGAAGGAAGACGAAGAGGAAGAGGAGGACGAGGAUGAGGAGAGGAAGGAGAAGAAGGUCGAGCGGGACGAGGAGGAAGAGAGUGACCGUUCGGAUGGGGAAGGUCGGCGGGGUAAAAAGGAGGAGGAAGAGGAGGAUAGUGAUCGUUCCGAAGGGGAGGGAGAGAGGGUGAAGAAGAAAAGAGUGGAGGAGGACGAAGAGGAGGAGGAGAGGCGCAGUGGGAGCGAGGAGAGGCGUGAGGGAAGUGAAAAAGAGGAUGAGGAAAGCGAGGAGAAGGAGAAGGUUGCAGCGAGGUCACAGCGUUCAGGGAGUGAGGAGAGUGAUAAGGGUAAGGGUAGUGAGGGUGGGGGAGAGAGUGAGGGUGAAGGAGAGAGGGUCAAGGCGAUGGAGGUUGAUGAGGAGGAGAAGGGAAAGGGGAGGGAUGAGAGUGAAGAGGAGAAGGAAAGGGAGAAAGAAAGGGAUGAGAGCGAAGAUGAACAGGAAGUUGAGAGGAAGAAGGGCGUUGAUGAGAGCGAGGAAGAGAAGGAGAAAGAGAAGGAGAAGGAGAAAGAGGAUGAGAGGGAGAAAGAGAAGGAGAAGGAGAGGGAUGAGAGUGAAGAGGAGAAGGUGAUUGAGAAUGGGAGCAAAGGAGUAUCAGAGGAUGAAGCAGCAAGGAAGAAGGGAGGCGAGGAGGAGGAGGAGGAGGUUGAGGAGGAGAAGGAGAGGAGGAGCAGGAGGAAGGAGAGUGAGCGGCACAAGGAGAAGAAGAGGAAGCACCGCCGGAGGAAGAACCGGGAUGAUGACGAGGAGAGUGAUGAGGACGAGGAGGAGCGGCGUCACCGGCGCAGCAGGAGGAGUAAGAAGAGCCACAAGCGGAGGCGCAGCCACCGUGACGAAGAGGAGGACGAUGAGGAAGGGGGAAAGAAGUCGUCUGAUGAGGAGGAGAGGGAUGAUAAGGACAGAAAGGAGGGCAGUCGUGGGGGAAGGCGGAAGGAGAGAGGGUCUGAUGAUGAGGAGGAGGAGGAGAAGGGUGGAAGGCGGAGCAGCAGGAAGAGGUCUGGGCGAGACGAGUCCGAUGAGGAGAAGGGGCGAUCUUCUAGGGAUAAGAAGCACCACAGCCGCAGCCACCGCUCCAGGCGUCGCUCGCCUUCCGUCUCUCCUGCCCGUGGCAAGGACAGUCGUCGCCCGGCCUCCAAUGACGACUCUCCUUCUCGCAGCGACUGA